AUGGUCAACGUCACCACAGUGACCAGAUUCCUGCUCUUGGGGUUCUCGGGGGUCCGGGAGCUGCAGCUGGUCCACGCCACACUGUUCCUGCUGGUCUACUUGGCGGCCCUGACAGGGAAUCUCCUCAUCGUCACCGUCACCAUCCUCGACCGGCGCCUCCACACCCCAAUGUACUUCUUCCUCAGGAACCUGUCCCUCAUCGACGUCUGCUACAUCUCCAUCACCGUCCCCAAGUCCACCCUCAACUCCAUCACAAACGUCAACUCCAUCUCCCUGCCGGCUUGUGCUGCCCAGGUCUUUCUUGUGAUUUUCUUGGCAGGAUCGGAGUUGGCCCUGCUCACUGUCAUGUCCCACGACCGCUAUGUGGCCAUCUGCCACCCCUUGCGCUAUGACAUCAUCAUGCACCGUGGAGCUUGUGCUUCUAUGCUGGCCGCCUCCUGGCUCAGCGGCAGUCUGAUCGCCGUGCAGUUCACUGCCAGUACUUUCUCCUUGUCCUUCUGUGGUCCCAACGACAUCCACCGGUUCUUCUGUGAACCCCCCCAGUUGCUGAGGCUCACCUGUUCCGCUAACCAUAUCGCUGAACAUGUGAGUUUAGCCACGGCCAUCUGCUUAAGUUUACUCUGCUUCGUGCUCAUCAUCAUCUCAUAUGUGCGCAUCUUCCGGGCCGUGCUGAGAAUGCCGGUGGACGAAGGCCGGGCCAAAGCUUUCUCCACAUGCCUGCCCCACCUCUUCGUCGUCACUCUUUUCAUCUCUUCUGGAUUCUUCGCCUACCUGAAGCCAGUAUCGGACACCCCGUCAGCAAUGGAUCUACUGGUGUCUGUGUUCUACGCUGUGGUUCCCCCGACCCUAAAUCCACUCAUCUACAGCCUGAGAAACCGUGACAUGAAGGCCGCUAUGAGCAAGCUUCUUGGACAGGAAAGCUUUCGAAAAGAAAAAUUAAGUCACGAGAACAGCAAGACCUUGCGCCGGCGCUUCCCGUGGUUCCGCUAUCGGGAGGUGUCCGGGCCCCGCGAAGCCCUGAGGCAAAUGCGGGAGCUGUGCCAUCUGUGGCUGAGUCCGGAACUGGUACUGCUGGCGUUGGACAAGUUCCUGACCAUCCUGCCCACCAAUACCCAGGCCUAG
This is a messenger RNA of Tachyglossus aculeatus (Australian echidna), 1122 nucleotides long. Its product is annotated as olfactory receptor 14A16-like. The transcript is spliced from 2 exons. Gene Ontology annotation, cellular component: membrane. Bases 1 to 1122 code for a protein of 373 amino acids. The record is from RefSeq and is a predicted model, not a curated record. Gene Ontology annotation, molecular function: G protein-coupled receptor activity; odorant binding; olfactory receptor activity. Gene Ontology annotation, biological process: G protein-coupled receptor signaling pathway. Lineage: Eukaryota; Metazoa; Chordata; Mammalia; Monotremata; Tachyglossidae.